CCACUCACUCCCAUGGCAGCAAUCAAGCAGGCAAAGCUCAGCUUCAGCAACAACACAAUUCAAUUACAGUCACAAUUAGUGAGCCAAGAAAGAAAGAAAUUAGAAACGCCAUGGCUCGUGCCAAGAACUCCUCUUCUGGCAAUGGCGAGGUGGAUGUCCAGAAGGUGGAGAAGAUCGCCCCGGUCUACAACCUCGUCACCAAGCCCUCCGUCUACGGCGCCAACCGGAGGGCGACGACGGUGAAGGCGAGGCCGGCGACCACUGCCGUCGCCGCCGGCUUCGCCGGGAGCAGCAACAGUAGGCAGCCGGCGCCGGCGCCGGCGAGCUGGCCGCAUGGAUCAGUGGUCACCAAGGAGUUCAUCAGCAAGUACAUCGAGGACAAGAAGAGGCAGUUUAAUCAAGGAGACGAAUGAGCAGUAAACUCAGAUUAAUAUUAUCAGUUGAUCGAUCAGUGCAAUAUUAUCAUGUAAUAUUUAGUAUAAAUACAGCUACAUAUCUACAUAAGAAGAUGCUCUACUUAUUAGUUAUUAUGUAUUAAUUAGAAAUGCAUAUAAUAUGUAAGUAUUCCAUGAGAGUAGAACUCAUGAAUAUGUAUAUCUAGCUUCCAGAUGGAGUUGUUUAUAAAGUAUAUUAACGAGUUAUAUAUAUGACCUGAAAUUUAUGGUUUUCAGCUAGUUAAUUGACCAGUA
Molecule: messenger RNA, 689 nt
Organism: Oryza sativa Japonica Group (Japanese rice)
Lineage: Eukaryota; Viridiplantae; Streptophyta; Magnoliopsida; Poales; Poaceae
Product: retrovirus-related Pol polyprotein from transposon TNT 1-94
Source: RefSeq, a predicted model, not a curated record